Metarhizium brunneum ARSEF 3297 is the source of this 2730-nucleotide messenger RNA. RefSeq names its product Dual-functional monooxygenase/methyltransferase psoF (gene psoF). The record is from RefSeq and is a predicted model, not a curated record. Gene Ontology annotation, molecular function: flavin adenine dinucleotide binding; NADP binding; N,N-dimethylaniline monooxygenase activity. Lineage: Eukaryota; Fungi; Ascomycota; Sordariomycetes; Hypocreales; Clavicipitaceae.
AUGUCGAAGAGAGUUGCGGAUUACGACGCUGUCGUCAUCGGUGCAGGCUUUAGUGGUAUUCGGUCUCUCUGGGAACUUGAUCAGCUUGGCCUGACGGUGAAGUGCUUCGAUGCUGCAUCCGAUGUUGGGGGUACGUGGUACUGGAAUCGCUAUCCCGGGUCACGCACCGAUGGCGAGGCAUGGGUAUACAUAUUAAAUUUUGCACCGGACCUGUUGGAGGAAUGGCAGUACCAUGAACGUUACCCGACUCAGGAAGAGAUUCAACGGUACUUGAGUCGUAUCGCUGACCGCUACAACCUACGCAAGUACAUCGAAUUUGAUACCAGAAUCGCGGCCGCAAGUUACAGCGACGCCGAGAAUAUCUGGACCAUCACGACUGAGAAUGGACUGUCCACGACCUGUCGCUACUUCCUACCAGCUACCGGGAUUCUGUCAAUUCCAAAGAAGCCGCCAUUCCCUGGGCUGAGCUCUUACACUGGCGAGUGGUAUCAGGCUUCCAACUGGCCUGCACACGAGGUUGAUUUCCAUGGUAAGCGUAUCGCCAUUAUUGGCACAGGUUCCACGGGAAUCCACCUCCUCCCCAAACUUGCCCCCAUUGCCAAAGACGUGACAGUAUUUCAACGCACGCCAAAUUACGUGCUUCCAGGGCGAAAUCAUUCCAUAGAUGAGUAUCAGGUUGUCGACAUUAAGAAGAACCAUGAAGCCACUUGGGAACUUGCAAAAAUGAACAUUGCUGGUGCGGCAUGCAAGGCAUCAGGGAGAACUGUUAAGAGUGUGGGUGACGCUGACAAGGUCAGACAAAUCCUUGACCAUGGUUGGGAACGUGGCUGUUUCAACUUUCAGCUCGAAACCUUUGAUGAUGCCUUUAUGGACCCGGAAUCUAAUGAGCAAGUCUCCGAAUUCAUCCGUCAAAAGAUUCGAGCCAUUGUUCAAGAUCCAAACAAGGCGGAACUCCUGUGUCCGAAAUAUCCCUUUGGGGCCAGGCGCCCGCCCUCAGGGCACUUUUAUUACGAGGCAUUCAACCGGCCCAACGUUAACCUGGUUGACAUGAGCCGUGACGAGAUUGAUCUCUUCGAGAAAGGAGUCCGUACUAAUUCCGGAGCCGAAUACGAGUUCGACAUGAUCAUUUUCGCUCUUGGAUUCGAUGCCGGGACUGGCGCCAUGAACCAGAUUGACAUCAAAGGCAGCCAAGGAAAAGUGUUGAAGGAAUAUUGGAACGCGGAGAGACUUGGGACAUUUGCUGGAGUCCUUGUCUCCGGGUUCCCCAACAUGUUCAUAGUUUGUGGCCCUCACAUGCCUGCGGGCAACUUGCCAGUUCCACUAGAGCUAUCAGUAAACUGGAUUGGCAAAACUAUUCGUCACAUGGAGGAAAACAGCUUGGCCGUGAUAAACGUGAGGGAGGAUGCUAUGCAUGCAUGGUCUGAUCACCAUGACGGACUUUGGAACUCGGUGUUUAUAUCGCAACCCGCCAAGGAAAACCGCUCCUGGUUCGUUGGCACAAAUAUACCUGGGAAGCCUGCCAACAUCAUGUUCUAUUUUGGUGGCGUCCAGAAUUGGCUCUUGUGGCUCAACAAGGAACUCGAUACGAAUUGGGAGAGCAUGGAGUUCACUCCUCUCUCAGGCACCGACAAGACGGACCAAGAUGCCCCAGGUCAGACUUCCUCGUCAACCACGUCAUCUAUUACGGCCGAGAUGCUCGAAUCGGCCGUUAUGCCACUACAAUCCGACCAAGUUGGCAUGACUGCAGCAGAAAAGUUCAACCUUGGCUCCGCUGCCUGCGCUCGCUACAUCGACUGGGCGGUCAAAGAGAUCCACGAUCGUGGACUGGCCGUGAAGCAAGAUCACCGAGCCUACUGGUGGCAAGUCCUGCAAGAUUUUGUAAAGUCAGAAUCGGGACAGGUCCUCAUUCAACAGGGGCCAAGCACCAAGAGCGAGAUGGACCAGCUGACGUCCAGACUCGGUAUCGAAGGGGAGGCCAUCCACCGGAUUGGGCCGGAGCUUGUUCGAAUGCUGACCGGCCAAACUCAUCCGCUGGCCCUUAUCCUGAGAGACGACCUGCUGUUCCGAAUGUACCAUUCCGAUGAAGGGGCGCGACCCAACCAAUACAUGGCUGAUUAUGCAAAAUUUCUAUGCAGCAAGAAAAAGGACUUGAGAAUCUUGGAGAUUGGCGCUGGCACGGGAGGCACAACGCUCAAAGUGCUCCAAGCAUGCAGUCCCGAUGGGGAAUUCUUCUGCUCCGAGUACAUGUACACCGACAUCUCUCCCGGUUUCUUCAAGACUAGCCAAACGACCUUGAAGAAGUGGGAGCGUGUGCUCAAGUUCCAAACUCUCAAUGUUGAAAACGAUGCAGCGAAACAGGGAUUUGAAGAGCAUGCCUACGAUUUGAUCAUUGCCGCGAAUGUUGUCCAUGCCACGCAGUCUCUGACCCGUUCACUGGGAACCAUUCACAAGUUGCUGAAACCUGGUGGUAAGCUCGGCCUUGUAGAGCUAACUCGGUUAACUCCUUACUUCAACAUGGCUUUUGGCUCGCUUUCGGGCUGGUGGGCCGGUGUCGGUGAGGGCAGAACAGAAAGUCCGUUGCAGUCUCCUGAGCAAUGGGGUCAACAUCUCAAAAGUGCCGGGUUCUCCGGCGUUGAUCUUGCAGCCUAUGAUCUCCCGGAACCUGAAAGCCAUAGUGCAUUAUUGGUAUCGACCGCCCUCGCGGUGGAUGUGGCGACCAAUGGGUACUAG